UCCUGGAGUGGUGGACUUCCUGUCUCACAGUAUUUAAGGCUCAGACGUACAUGCUGUAUUGUCACUGGGUGUGCACCGUGAGUAUCUUUGAUUUGAUAGGCGCUACAAGACGAACGCCAGUUAAUCUAAUUGACCCACCAGGAGCACAACAGGAAAAUAUUAAGGCCCUUGAACUCGGGAAUGUGAAGAACCCUGCCAUCAACCUGUUCCUGCAACAACAAGCAUCGCCAAGGAUGGCUGGAGAAAACCUCUACAAUGUCACGGACGACGUCCCGUCCACUUGGAGCAUCGUUGAAACCGUCGUACAGUGGACAACGUUCUCCAUCGGCUUUCCUCUGAUCUGUCUGUCCAUUUAUGCCAUGUACUUCCUGAUCCGAGCUGAUCACAUCGCUCCGGUCUACGUUAUCAACCUUCUUAUUGCAGAUCUCGUUCAGAUCUGCAUGAGGCCGUUCAACCCGUCUGGUACCUGGAAAAUGAUUGUACUUUUGAUUGAUUUCUUUGGUAUCAGUGCAAGCAUUAGUUUCAUGGUAUGUGUUGCUCUGGAGAGAUAUCUUGUGAUUGCAUUUCCUCUCUGGUACCGUUUUCGUCGUAACAUCAAAUACUCGCUCAUAAUGUCCUCCUUUAUCUGGGUUAUCCCUUUCAUCCAAAUCUGCAUGUUGUACCUCACACCGACUUUCGAGAGGAAACUGAUUCUGUUUGCAGUUAACCUCCUCAUACCCUUUCCACUGCUCGUAUUCUUCCUCGUGGGCACGUUGAAAGCUCUGUCCGUCUCCAUCUCUGUGCCAGCUGUCGAACAGAGACGGAUUAUUGGUACCCUGGCCCUUGUGCUGGGCAAUUACACAGUCCUGUUCCUACCCCUCAUCAUACAAUAUCUGAUAUCAGGGGUAACAGGCCGAACAAAUGUAAAGAUCGGGACCCUCUUUGAGAGAUUCAGCCCCCUUGUGGAUCCCCUACUCUAUGUGUUCAUGAGAAAGGGAGCUAAGGACACUCUGGCCUUCCCCUGCUUCGGCAAGCUCAUGGGUGACGAGGAGCAGAGUCAGGUCACCAACACUAUGACCAUGACUGAUAGUGUAGUAGAAGGCUCCAGGUAGGACAGAUGCAGGGUAAUGGACUGUAUCUGUACGAUUCACUAUGUAUAACUCCUAUCAACUCUAACCACUAGGCUACCCUGCCUCCUCUACACUCUAACCACUAGGCUACCCUGCCUCCUCUACACUCUAACCACUAGGGUAAUGGACUGUAUCUGUACGAUUCACUAUGUAUAACUCCUAUCAACUCUAACCACUAGGCUACCCUGCCGCCUCUACACUCUAACCACUAGGCUACCCAGCCUCCUCUACACUAUAACCACUAGGCUACCCUGCCGCCUCUACACUCUAACCACUAAUGGACUGUAUCUGUACGAUUCACUAUGUAUAACUCCUAUCAACUCUAACCACUAGGCUACCCUGCCGCCUCUACACUCUAACCACUAAUGGACUGUAUCUGUACGAUUCACUAUGUAUAACUCCUAUCAACUCCUUGUUCAAAUUAUCGGAUCGAAACGAAGCUUUAACAGUGUUCUCUUCUUUGUUAAAAUUAUACCUUUACGGGCCUCCCGAGUGGCGCAGUGGUCUAAGGCGUCACUACAGACCCGGGUUUGAUUCCAGGCUGUGCCAUAACCGGCCGCGACCGGGAGUCCCAAGUUACCGGCACACAAUUUUCCCAGCAUUGUCCCGCUAGGGGAGGGUUUGGCCAGGGGGGGAUUUACUUGGCUCAUCGCGCUCUAGCGACUCCUUGUGGCGGCCCGGGCGCCUGCAGGCUGACUUCGGUUGCCAGUGGACGGUGUUUCCUCCGACACGUUGGUGCAGCUGGCUUCCGGGUUAAGCGUGCGGGUGUUAAGGUGUGCGGUUUGGCUGGUCAUGUUUCGGAGGAUGCAACCUUAGCUGCAACUCCCCAACGGGCUCGGGGGAGGCAAUGAGACAAGAUCGCAAUUGGAUAGCACGAAAUUGGGGAGGAAAAAGGGGGUUAAAAAAUGUAUUGUUUUAUUGUUGUAGUUAAAAUGUGAAGAGUACAUGCCUUGCUUUUUUAUAUAAAAUACAUGACAUACUGUAUUGUACACAGCCCUAUUCUGCAUUGCGCUAUCUGUGUUGGGCUUGUAUUGCAGCUUUUCAGAAAAAUAUGGACUUGUUUCCUUCAAUAAACUGAUAAUGUGGAUAUUUGA
Oncorhynchus mykiss (rainbow trout) is the source of this 2203-nucleotide messenger RNA. RefSeq names its product G protein-coupled receptor 4. Gene Ontology annotation, biological process: phospholipase C-activating G protein-coupled receptor signaling pathway; positive regulation of Rho protein signal transduction. Gene Ontology annotation, molecular function: G protein-coupled receptor activity. The record is from RefSeq and is a predicted model, not a curated record. Lineage: Eukaryota; Metazoa; Chordata; Actinopteri; Salmoniformes; Salmonidae. Gene Ontology annotation, cellular component: plasma membrane.